AUAUAAAAUGAAUGCUUCUAAAUUUCCCCUUGUUCCAUCUCAUAUGCACCUGCAAAACCCUCCGGCCGUCCCGGCCACUCUUCCGUAUUAUCAAUCGCACUUCAGCCUGUGGACCGAUGCUCGUCAUUCCUCCAGACGCCUCUUUCGGCUUUGUGCCCCGGCAAGUGUUCUCUUUUUCUGCCCUACACCACGCUACUUAAGCACAGCGCAUCCCCAACUCAUCUUUGGCUUGUUUCCAUCUCUAUUCCCUUUUCCAAUCUCCAUCAUCGCGCGCAUCUUUCUUCUCCUCUUCUCUUUUCCACCAGCCCGCAUUACCAGCUGCGUCUCAAAGCGACAACCCCGCGCCAUCCAUCUACACCAAACGCUACACCAAAACGAAACCGACGUCAUGGCCACAAACGGCACCAAUGGCACCACGAAUGGCGCACAUGGCCCUAACGGCCAGGCGAACCGCUUUGAUCCAAACUUCACACAGCAUGUCAUCGACAACAUGGGCCCCAACAUGACAGAUCGAAACAGAGUCAUCUUUUCCAGCAUGAUCCGCCACAUGCACGACUUCAUUCGCGAGGUUGAGCUUACCCAUGAAGAGUGGCUUGCCGGUGUCAACUAUGUCAACCUCGUUGGCCAGGCCUUCACCAGCACUCGCAACGAGUCGCAUAGAGUGUGCAACAUUCUUGGUAUUGAAUCGCUUGUCGAUGAAGUUGCCAACAAGAUUAUUGCCGAGGGUGACUUAGAUCCUACAUCGACAUCCAUCCUCGGUCCCUUCUGGUCUCCCGAUGCUCCGUUCCGCGAGAACGGCGGCACCACAAUCCAAGAUCCUACACCAAACGGCCAAGUGUGCAAGAUGCAUGGCACCAUUAGCGACGUCCUCACAGGCAAGCCCAUUCCCGGCGCUGUCUUUGAUAUCUGGCAAGCUAGCGCCAAUGGCAAAUACGACUUCCAAGACCCUGAGAACCAAACACCAAACAACCUCCGUGGCAAAUUUAGAGCGGACGAGAACGGCAAGUUCUGGUUCUACUGCCUGCACCCCACCGCAUACUCUCUUCCCACCGAUGGCCCGGCAUAUGAUAUGCUCCAGCUCAUGGAUCGCCAUCCCAUGAGACCAGCCCACAUUCAUAUCAUGGUAUCGCACGAAAAGUACAGAGGAUGCACAACGCAGCUAUACCCCAAGGGCGACCCUUACCUGGCGUCGGAUUCCGUCUUUGCCGUCAAGGACGACCUCGUGGUGGACUUUAAGCCUCUCAAGGGAGACCCCAAGGCCACGCUUGAGCUUGAGUACAACGUUGUGCUCGCUCCCGAAGGUUACAAGGGCCUCUAUGUUUGAGGCGUGUACGACGGGGUUGCCUUGUCAAAGAGCAAAGCAACCAAAAGAUGAUGACGCGAAAAUGAAAUCCAUACAUUCCUGGUCAAGGCUAGCAGGGAUGUACCGGCGCGGAACGCUAAUGGCGUGCACGGUUCGGUUGCCGCUGCCAAUCAAUAUAAACAAGGUUACAUGGGACACGACACAUGGCAGACUUCGGUUCAUGGGGUUUGGGGGCAUCUACAAGCAGCAACAGCGGGUUAUAUUUUUAGAUUGACAGGCGAGAGUAUCUUGGGGACGCCACCGUGUAUAUUUUUAUAAAUACAUAUUGUUCUUCCUGGAAACAAUGAAUUCUGUAGUUUACGCCGUGUCUCUGAUUCAUUAAGCCAUACCAGCAGUCUGGAUUGGGCGUAAAGUAGCGAUCCAGCCGACCCUUUGAAAUGACUGUGGGGGAAUAUACGCAAAAGAGACACGGUAUGACCAGACACAGCGACAGAAGCACCCAACAAUGCGACUGGCUAAAAGCGAAUCAUACGCAGCCAUUGAGUAAUUAUUUUUCUACUGGGUCUUAAUAUUGGGCUGCAUGCAAGUAAAGCAAGCCUAUGCAUCCCUUACAUGCACGACAUGGAGACGCGGCGCAGCUGCUGUCGUGCCCGUUGUCACAGCAACAAUCGACCAAAACAUGGCCUGCC
Messenger RNA from [Torrubiella] hemipterigena, 1992 nucleotides. The record is from the annotation of a GenBank genome assembly. Lineage: Eukaryota; Fungi; Ascomycota; Sordariomycetes; Hypocreales; Clavicipitaceae.